Molecule: messenger RNA, 1332 nt
Organism: Toxotes jaculatrix (banded archerfish)
Lineage: Eukaryota; Metazoa; Chordata; Actinopteri; Toxotidae
Gene: taok3b
Product: TAO kinase 3b
Exons: 7
Coding region: 16-1332 (438 amino acids)
Biological process (GO): execution phase of apoptosis
Source: RefSeq, a predicted model, not a curated record
GAGCUGCGGGAGCAGAUGUCUGGGUAUAAGCGCAUGCGGCGGCAGCACCAGAAGCAGCUGAUCGCCCUGGAGAACAGGCUAAAGGCCGAGAUGGAUGAGCAUAGGCUCCGGCUGCAGAAGGAAUUAGAGACACAUGCGAACAACACUUACAUUGAGCUGGAAAGACUGGCCAAACGCCACGCUGCUCAAACAGACAAAGAGAUGAAGUCGGUUGCAGCAGAAGAGAGGAGGAUCCAGCAACAGAUUGUUGCUCAGCAAAAAAAAGAGCUGACUACUUUCUUAGAGAACCAGAAAAAGGAGUACAGGCUUUGCAAAGAGAAGAUCAAAGAAGAGAUGAAUGAAGACCCUUGCACACCCAAGGAGGAGAAGCAGGAGCGUCUGUCCAGGCACAAAGAAACAAUGCAGCGCUCUCAGGCUGAGGAGGAAGCUCAUCUGCUGGCCCAGCAGAGGCUGGUCUACGACCGGAGCUGCAGGGCCCUCAAACGCCGGAGUCUGGUCAGGAGGCAUGAGUUUGAACAGGAGCAACUGAGAGAGGAGCUGAACAAGAAGAGGACCCAGAAGGAGAUGGAACACGCCCUGAUGAUCCGGCAGGACGAGUCCACCCAGGACCUGGAGCGCAGGCAGCUGCAGAUGCUGCAGAAGCUGCGUGUUGAACUCAUGCGGCUGCAGCACCAGACAGAGCUCGAAAACCAGGAGGAGUACAACAGCCGGCGGCAGAGAGAACUACACAGGAAACACAGUCUGGAGCAACGGCAGCAGCCCAGAAACCUCAAGACGCUGGAGGUGCAGAUCAAGAAACAGUUCCAAGAUACCUGCAAGGUGCAGAACAAGCAGUACAAAGCUCUUAGGAACCAUCAGCUGGAGGUCUCCCCCAAAGGCGACCAUAAGACCAUCCUGAAGAGUCUGAAAGAGGAGCAAACACGCAAGCUGGCUGUGCUGGCCGAGCAGUACGAGCAGAGCAUCAACGAGAUGAUGGCUUCACAAGCGAUGCGAUUAGAGGCAGAGCAGGAAACAGAGUGCCAAGCUCUGAAGCAGCAGCUGAAGCAAGAGAUGGAGCUCCUGGACGCCUACCAGAGAAAAACCAAGUCACAGAUGGAGACCCAACAUGAGCGAGAGGAGCAGAAACUUGAGCAGAAGGUCUCCAUACGCAGAGCGCACCUUGAACAGAAGAUUGAAGAGGAACUGGCCGCGCUUCAGAAGGAACGUACUGAAAGGAUCAAGCACUUGUUGGAACGUCAGGACAGAGAAAUUAACGCUUUUGACACAGAAAGUAGAAGUCUCGGCUUUGGAAGCCUGGGAUCUCUGGACUUCCCCAAAGAAGACAACAGAUGA